Messenger RNA from Diaporthe amygdali, 924 nucleotides. RefSeq names its product ldehyde reductase. The coding region runs from base 1 to 924 and encodes 307 amino acids. The transcript has 2 exons. Gene Ontology annotation, cellular component: cytosol. The record is from RefSeq and is a predicted model, not a curated record. Gene Ontology annotation, molecular function: aldose reductase (NADPH) activity. NCBI's taxonomy places the organism in Eukaryota, Fungi, Ascomycota, Sordariomycetes, Diaporthales, Diaporthaceae.
AUGCCGACAGAGUUCAAGCUCAACACCGGUGCCGCCAUUCCAGCCAUUGGAUUCGGCACAUGGCAGGACGCCGACAGUCAGGAAGAUGCUGUCUAUCACGCUUUAAAAGCUGGCUACCAUCACAUCGACACUGCACGGAUAUACGGAACUGAAGCCGCCGUGGCCAAGGGCAUCAAGAAAUCCGGAGUUCCGCGCGAGAGGAUAUUCCUCACCACCAAGCUUUGGAACAACGCACACCACCCAGAUGACGUCGAAAAAGCCCUUGAUGCUUCUUUGAAAGACUUAGACACGGACUACGUAGACCUCUUCCUCAUCCACUGGCCUGUGGCUUUUGCCCGCGGCGAUGAGCCCUUCCCUAAGGACGGCGAUAAGCCCAAGACGGAGAACAUCGACUACGUCGAUACCUACAAGACUCUAGAGAAGGUCUUCAAGAAGGGAAAGGCCAAGGCGAUCGGAGUCUCCAACUUCAGCAAAGCCGAAGUGGAGCGGGUACUGAAGGAGUGCGAGGUCGUUCCGGCAGUGCACCAGCUGGAGUCACACCCGUGGCUGCAACAAAAGGAGUUCGCCGAUUUCCACAAACAGAAGGGCAUCCACAUCACCCACUACUCGCCACUGGGCAAUCAAAACGAUAUAUACGGCGACAAGGAGGGUAAGCUCAUUGAUGACCCAGUGCUCGAAGAGAUUGGAAAGAAGCACGACAAGACUGGUGCCCAGGCUGCACUGGCGUGGGGCAUCGCUCAGGGCCACUCCGUCAUCCCAAAGAGCAAGACCCCUGAACGAAUCCAGCAGAACUUCAAGGGUGACUUCAAGCUGGAUCAGGACGACUUGAAGAAAAUUGAUGGCAUCGACAAGAAGUUGAGGUUCAACGACUCCUCCGAUUCCUUCGGCUACGACUUCUUCAAGGAUCUGGAUGGCAAGCAGUGA